AUGUUUGGUAAACACAGUCUUGAAUAUUCGGCCGACAACAACAUCGAGGCCCCUACAAAACAGACCAAGAGGGGCUUUGCAGGUUUCGACCGGCUGCCUGGAGCUAGACUACCAGAAACAUCACAGCAGCCUCCACCGCCCCCUAAACCUCCAAAAACCCUCAAGCAACUCAAUCUCUCAAGGAAAACGUGGGAACAUUUAGAAUCCCAAAAGAACGCCCCGCGGUUCCUAUUUCGAGGAUUUAGCCCAUACUCUGGAGGCGGGAUUGAUCCUCGUCUGAAUAGUCGGGCUGGGAUUAUUCCGCACGGCUUUCUCAACGGCAAGGAACCAACUAACAUGUACGAAUCUCAAGACCUUAAACGGAUGAUAAACGGUCAUCUGGAUAACUACGUUAUCGACACUGACUUCAGCUCAUGGGCAGCCUGCAUCACUGUUGCUAAAAGGUAUACAAAUUCUCAGCCAGGGGGAUACAUCGCAUUAAUUGAUAGGAAAUUGUUGGAUCCUCAUGUCAAGAUCUACCCCGUCGAUGACUUGUAUGAAGCAAAGCUUGCACGUGGAAACUAUCAAGAUGAGUACCUAGCGUAUGGUCCUAUCAGCGGGCCUGCCUUCUCCUGCGUCCCUUUCAAAGCCAUCCGGGAAGGAGGGUUCUAUACACUAGCCGGGCAAUCUUACCAACAGAAUCGCCGCUUCGAUAUGGCUGUUUAUAAAAGCCUAGACCAACGAAUUGCUUUAGCAAAGACGAUGGCGGCCCGCUUCCGCCCUGCCCACGAUAAACGCCCAGAUAUCAUCAUAGCACUCACCGCCGCCUUUUCAAGCAUGUGCUGUGCUGCCUAUCCGAUAAGUAUUGACCACCUACGCCACCUCAUGGCUCAUCUUGGCGAUGAGAUCAAAGAGAUGAAGCUGCCACCGGUUGGGUCUGAGGAACUAUCUCUAGCUAACUAUAAGAUGAAAACUUUUCGAUACCGACAGCUGAGUCAAUACCUAGAUCUGCUAAAGGGUAUCGAGAGAAGCGUCAGAGAGACAUCAGUUGGGACAUAA
Hypoxylon fragiforme is the source of this 1038-nucleotide messenger RNA. RefSeq lists its product as uncharacterized. The transcript is spliced from 4 exons. The record is from RefSeq and is a predicted model, not a curated record. NCBI's taxonomy places the organism in Eukaryota, Fungi, Ascomycota, Sordariomycetes, Xylariales, Hypoxylaceae. Bases 1 to 1038 code for a protein of 345 amino acids.